Molecule: messenger RNA, 10436 nt
Organism: Coregonus sp. 'balchen'
Lineage: Eukaryota; Metazoa; Chordata; Actinopteri; Salmoniformes; Salmonidae
Source: the annotation of a GenBank genome assembly
AGCUCCGGAAGCCAUGGAGGCUAUCCAACCUCCAAUGGAGAUGGAAGAGGCAUCAGAGGAGAAUGGUGGAGGAGUGGCCUCUGAGGCUCCAGAAGCAGCAGCUGCGACAGCAUACAACAUGCCUCUGGCGGAGAAUGAGGAGGAAGAGGACGGAGAGUUUCCGGCGGACUUUGACCGACUCUGGAAGCUGGCCCAUGACAAUCCACAGGACUUCUCUAGCUGGACUGACCUGCUGCAGUACUGUGAGCAAGAGGUGAGAAGAGCUGAGGGGACACACAAGACUCUUAUUGCCAUUUUGUCAUACAUCCAAAGCUCUUCUGCAUGAAUAAUACAUAGAUAACUAUACCACUGUUGUUCAGAUGUGUUGAAGUGGAAACCAACACUUCACACAAAUAAUGAUGGAAACUAAACUGACAACUAAACUCACUUGUUACUUAGUGAAUUUGCAGCUAACCCAGAUUUCUAAUUGUCCCCAGAGUCACAUGACAGCAUCACGUCGAGCGCUGGUUGCCUUUCUGGCACGGUACCCACUGUGCUACGGAUACUGGAAGAAGUUUGCCGACCUGGAGCGACGUGCUGGCUACACCAACAAAGCUCAGGAGGUAUGAGGAUGAUGAGGAGGAGGAGUGUGUUUGGCACAUGGAUGUGUGUCUUGUUAUGUGGCCUACUGACUGCCAUGUUUCAUAGCCAUUGACAAAAAAGGCACAUUCUUCUUCUCUCUUGCAGUAUGUAAUGGCUUUAGUUCCAUAACAUUCAUGUGUGAUGUUGUUUUGUGUUGUUCCAGGUGUGUGUUCAGGGUCUGAAGGCCAUCCCCCUGAGUGUAGAUCUGUGGAUCCACUACAUUAACCUGCUACUGGGCACGCUCAACAUGAACCUGCCAGAGUCUUCUCAGCGCAUUCGCAGGUACAUACUCCUAUACUCUUAAACUCACAGUAUCACACUUAUACACAUUCAACGCUAGCCAGCUUUUUUCUUUCAAUAUUAGCCGGAACACUCCACAUUUUUUAAUUCAGUACUUAUUCUCAUCCGCAGACUUAAUGUUCAAAUAAAGAUAAGGAGCCCUAACUCUUUUGAUAUAAAUCAGAAAUCAGCCUGAUCCUUGUCUCUUGUCUCUUCUCCCCAGUGCGUUUGAGGAGGCGGUGGUGGCAGCUGGACUGGACUUCCACUCUGACCGUCUGUGGGAGCUGUACAUCGAGUGGGAGAAGGAGCAGGGAGACAUGAAGGCUGCCACUGGGGUCUACGACAGAGUCCUCAGAGUCCCCACUCAGCUGUACAGCAGCCACUAUGAGAAGUGAGACUAUAGAAGUGGUCCUCUGUAGCUCAGCUGGUAGAGCACGGCGCUUGUAACGCCAAGGUAGUGGGUUCGAUCCCCGGGACCACCCAUACACAAAAAAUGUAUGCCUACAUGACUGUAAGUCGCUUUGGAUAAAAGCGUCUGCUAAAUGGCAUAUUAUUAUUAUUAUUAUUAUUAUUAUUAUUAUUAUACACAUUCACAAACAGUAGAGCUUCAAAUCAGUCAAAACUCUGAACUAUAGGGCCUCCCUAAUGGCGCAGCGGUCUAAGGCACUGCAUCACUACAGACCCUGGUUUGUUCCCGGGCUGUAUCACAACCGGCCGUGAUCGGGAGUCCCAUAGGGCGGCGCACAAUUUGCCCAGUGUCGUCCGGGUUAGGGGAGGGUUUGGCCGGGGGGGCUUUACAUGGCUCAUCGCGCUCUAGCGACUCCUUGUGGCGGGCCGGGCGCCUGAAGGCUGACCUCGUCGUCAGGAGAACAGUGUUUCCUCCGACACAUCGGUGCGGCUGGCUUCUGGGUUAAGCGGGCGGGUCAUGUUUCGAAGGACACAUGACUCGACCUUUGCCUCCCGAGCCCGUUGGGGAGUUGCAGCGAUGAGACGAUUGAAAAUUGGGGAGAAAAAAAUAAUUAUUCAACUAUAAAACCGUAACCUUUUAUUCAAUUCUAGAUUUUGGUAAUUGUAUGAUUAUCAAAAUCACUUCUCAAUCGGGACCUCAUAUUUGCUGAACCGGUGAAUCUUCUCCACUCUCUCCAUCCCUCCUCUCUCUUACAGAUUCAAGACUCAUCUUAAUGCCCAUGCGCCCAAGGACGUCCUCUCAGCAGAGGAGUAUGAGGGGUUGCUUGAGGAAUCUAAACAGAGCCACAAGACUGAGAAGUCUGAGUUGGCUGAGGGGGAAGAUGAGUUACCACCUGGGGAAGAGAAGGAACCUACAGAGGUGGUUUACAAAUGACAAAUCACUAGUAGUUUUGGAUAAAGAUUUAACAUGAGAUUUAACAUGCUGCCAUAAUAGCAUAUAGUGGAGACAUUUCAAGCUGUGGAGUGAGGUUAUGGUAUAGGAUCUUAACUUUGUUACUGAUUUAAAAGUCUGUCAUCAUAACUGUCAUGUUAUGUUUCACCCAAUCAGGAAGAGCUGAUUCCGAAGAUGCGAGAGCUCCUAUUGGCUCGCAGGGAGAAGGUGUACCAAGAUCUGGAGGGAGAGGUCAGGAAGAGGUGGAACUUUGAGGACGCUGUGAGUUACCCCUGAAACACAUAAACACGCAUCCCUUGCAACUCAGAAGCAAUGAUUGAAGCGUGAUACACUACAUAUACAAAAGUAUGUGGACACCCCUUCAAAUUAGUGGAUUCGGUUAUUUCAGCCACACCUGUUGCUGACAGGUGUAUAAAAUCGAGCACACCACCAUGCAAUCUCCAUAGACAAACAUUGGCAGUAGAAUGGCCUUACUGAAGAGCUCAGUAACUUUCAAAUGGUACCGUCAUAGGAUGCCACCUUUCCAACAAGUCAGUUCGUCAAAUUUCUGCCUAGCUAGAGCUGUCCCGGUUAACUGUAAGUGCUGUUAUUGUGAAGUGGAAACGUCUAGGAGCAAUAACGGCUCAGCCGCUAAGUGGUAGACCACACAAGCUCACAGAACGGGACCACCGAGUGCUGUAGCGCGUAAAAAUUGUCUGUCCUUGGUUGCAACACUCACUACCGAGUUCCAAGCUGCCUCUGGAAGCAACGUCAGCAGAAGAACUGUUCGUCGGGAGCUUCAUGAAAUGGGUUUCCAUGGCUGAGCAGCCGCACACAAGAAUAAGAUCACCAUACAUUUUUACAUUUUACAUUUUAGUCAUUUAGCAGACGCUCUUAACCAGAGCGACUUACAGGAGCAAUUAGGGUUAAGUGCCUUGCUCAAGGGCACAUUAACGUCAUUUAGCAGACACUCUUAGCCAGAGCGACUCACAAAUUGGUGCGUUCACCCUAUAGCCAGUGGGAUAACCACUUUACAAUUUGGGGGGGGGGGUUAGAAGGAAUACUUUAGCCUAUCCCAGGUAUUCCUUAAAGAGGUGGGGUUUCAAAUGUCUCCGGAAGGUGGUGAGUGACUCCGCUGUCCUGGCGUCGUGAGGGAGCUUGUUCCACCAUUGGGGUGCCAGAGCAGCGAACAGUUUUGACUGGGCUGAGGGGGAGCUGUGCUUCCGCAGAGGAAGGGGAGCCAGCAGGCCAGAGGUGGAUGAACGCAAUGUCCUCGUUUGGGUGUAGGGACUGAUCAGAGCCUGAAGGUACAGGGGUGCCGUUCCCCUCACUGCUCCAAAGGCAAGCACCAUGGUCUUGUAGCGGAUGCGAGCUUCAAUUGGAAGCCAGUGGAGUGUGCGGAGGAGGGGGGUGACGUGAGAGAACUUGGGAAGGUUGAACACCAGACGGGCUGCGGCAUUCUGGAUGAGUUGUAGGGGUUUAAUGGCACAGGCAGGGAGCCCAGCCAACAGCGAGUUGCAGUAGUCCAGACGGGAGAUGACAAGUGCCUGGACCAGGACCUGCGCCGCUUCCUGUGUAAGGCAGGGUCGCACUCUCCGAAUGUUGUAGAGCAUGAACCUGCAGGAGCGGGUCACCGCCUUGAUGUUGGCGGAGAACGACAGGGUGUUGUCCAGGGUCACGCCUAGGCUCUUCGCACUCUGGGUGGAGGACACAGCGGAGUUGUCUACCGUGAUGGCGAGAUCAUGGAACGGGCAGUCCUUCCCGGGGAGGAAGAGCAGCUCCGUCUUGCUAGGGUUCAGCUUGAGGUGGUGAUCCGUCAUCCAUACUGAUAUGUCUGCCAGACAUGCAGAGAUGCGAUUCGCCACCUGGUGAUCAGAAGGGGGAAAGGAGAAGAUUAGUUGUGUAUCGUCAGCGUAGCAAUGAUAGGAAAGGCCAUGUGAGGAUAUGACAGAGCCAAGUGACUUGGUGUAUAGGGAGAAAAGGAGAGGGCCCAAAACCGAUCCCUGGGGGACACCAGUGGUGAGAGCACGUGGUGCGGAGACAGCUUCCCGCCACGCCACUUGGUAGGAGCGACCGGUCAGGUAGGACGCAAUCCAGGAGUGAGCCGCGCCGGAGAUGCCCAUUUCGGAGAGGGUGGAGAGGAGGAUCUGAUGGUUCACAGUAUCAAAGGCAGCAGACAGAUCUAGAAGGACAAGAGCAGAGGAGAGAGAGUUAGCUUUAGCAGUGCGGAGAGUCUCUGUGACACAGAGAAGAGCAGUCUCAGUUGAAUGACCAGUCCUGAAACCUGAUUGGUUUGGAUCAAGAAGGUCAUUCUGAGAGAGAUAGCAAGAGAGUUGGCUAAAGACGGCACGCUCAAUAGUUUUGGAAAGAAAAGAAAGAAGGGAUACUGGUCUGUAGUUGUUGACAUCAGUGGGGUCGAGUGUUGGUUUUUUGAGAAGGGGAGUAACUCUCGCUCUCUUGAAGACGGAAGGGACAUGGCCAGCGGUCAAGGAUGAGUUGAUCAGCGAGGUGAGGUAGGGGAGAAGGUCACCGGAGAUGGUCUGGAGAAGGGAGGAGGGGAUGGGGUCAAGCGGGCAGGUUGUUGGGCGGCCUGCAGUCACAAGUCGCAGGAUCUUAUCUGGAGAGAGAGGGGAGAAAGAAGUCAAAGCAUAGGGUAGGGCAGUGUGAGCAGGACCAGCAGUGUCAUUAGGCUUAACAAACAAGGAUCGGAUGUCGUCAACCUUCUUUUCAAAGUGGUUGACGAAGUCAUCCACAGAGAGAGAGGAGGGGGGGAGGGGGGGGGGGGAGGAUUCAGGAGGGAGGAAAAUGUGGCAAAGAGCUUCCUAGGGUUAGAGGCAGAUGCUUGGAAUUUAGAGUGGUAGAAGGUGGCCUUAGCAGCAGAAACAGAUGAAGAAAAUGUAGAGAGGAGGGAGUGAAAAGAUGCCAGGUCGGCAGGGAAUUUAGUUUUCUUCCAUUUCCGCUCCGCUGCCCGGAGCUCUGUUCUGUGAGCUCGCAAUGAGUCAUCAAGCCACGGAGCUGGAGGGGAGGACCGAGCCGGCCGUGAGGAUAGGGGACACAGAGAGUCAAAGGAUGCAGAAAGGGAGGAGAGGAGGGUUGAGGAGGCAGAAUCAGGAGAUUGGAGGGAGAAGGAUUGAGCAGAGGGAAGAGAUGAUAGGAUGGAAGAGGAGAGAGUAGUGGGAGAGAGAGAGCGAAGGUUGCGGCGGCGCAUUACCAUCUGUGUAGGGGCAGAGUGAGUAGUGUGGGAGGAGAGUGAGAGAGAAAAGGAAACAAAGUAGUGGUCGGAGACUUGGAGGGGAGUUGCAGUGAGAUUAGUAGAGGAGCAGCAUCUAGUGAAGAUGAGGUCAAGCGUAUUGCCUGCCUUGUGAGUAGGGGGGGACGGUGAGAGGGUGAGGUCAAAAGAGGAGAGGAGUGGAAAGAAGGAGGCAGAGAGAAAUGAGUCAAAUGUGGACAUAGGGAGGUUGAAAUCCCCCAAAACUGUGAGGGGUGAGCCAUCCUCAGGGAAGGAACUUAUCAAGGCGUCAAGCUCAUUGAUGAACUCUCCAAGGGAACCUGGAGGGCGAUAGAUGACAAGGAUAUUAAGCUUAAAUGGGCUAGUGACUGUGACAGCAUGGAAUUCAAAUGAGGAGAUAGACAGAUGGGUUAGGGGAAAAAUUGAGAAUGUCCACUUGGGAGAGAUGAGGAUUCCUGUACCACCACCCCUCUGACCAGAUGCUCUCGGGGUAUGCGAGAACACAUGGUCAGACGAGGAGAGAGCAGUAGGAGUAGCGGUGUUUUCAGUGGUGAUCCAUGUUUCCGUCAGCGCCAGGAAGUCGAGGGACUGGAGGUUGGCAUAGGCUGGGAUGAAGUCAGCUUUGUUGGCAGCAGAACGGCAGUUCCAGAGGCUGCCUGCGACCUGGAACUCCACGUGGGUGGUGCGUGCAGGGACCACCAAAUUGGAGAGGCAGCAGCCACGCGGUGUGGUGCGUUUGUGUAGCCUGUGCAGAGAGGAGAGAACAGGGAUAGGCAGAGGCAUAGUUGACAGGCUGUAGCAAAUGGCUACAAAAAUGCAGAGGAGAUCGGAAUGAAAUGGGCUAAGCAUCUGGGAGUGGAGAGAGCAGGGCCUCCCUCACCAAAUCUUCUAGCUCGGAAACUAAAAUUGUUUCACUGAACCACCCGAACAAAAACUCUCCCAACUUCCGCCUUUGGAAAUCAGAAUUGUUGUGAACCACAGCGGUUCAAUGUUUAAAGGAGUAGACUCAACCCACUUUGUUCAGCUAGCCAACUAUGACUCCAUAGCCAACUAGCAGACUAGCAUCCAAUAACAAUAACACACCGUUUAGCGCCAACACUUGGUCACAACAAACCACCAAUAUUGUGAUAUCACACUAAACAGAUCAUUCGUGUCUGUGUCAAGUUCCUUAUAUGACGCAGCAAUGAUUAGACGUUGGCUAGCUAGGACAAGUUAAUUGUGGUUAGCUACUACAGUACAGCCAAAUGGUCAUGUUGGGUAGCUAGCAAUGGCCACUGUGUCGACUCUGUUUGAAGAACGGCUAGCUAGCUAGCUUCGUGCUACAGCUGGCACGGCCGAGGACACUGCCAAGACACAGUAACUACCCACAACAACCCACGAAGCCUAGCUAUGACGCCGUAGCCAACCUGCAAGCUAGCAUCCAUUAACACACAACUUAGCAUCAACACCUGGCCACAACAAACUGCCAAGAGUGUGUCAGCACACCAAACAGACAAUUCAAGUCCGUGUCGAGUUCCCUUCACAACGCAGCAAAAAAAAUAAAAUAAUAAUAAUAAUAAUAAUAAUAAUUAAACGUUGGAACCAGCUCUCCAGCGUUGCUAAUCGUUACCAAUAGCUACCCGCUAGCUAGCUAGCCUCGUGCCUCGAUACUAGUCCACAAUUACCUAUGGAAAGCUACUACAACCACAAUACUAACCUACAAUAAAUUCAAUACCUAACUACAGCUAGCUACCUACCUACGAUCUAAUACAUGGUUAAGCAAAAGUUAAACGUUGGGUAGGAGUACAUUACCGUUGGAACCAGCUCUCCAGCGUUGCUAAUCGUUACCAAUAGCUACCCGCUAGCUAGCUAGCCUCAUGCCUCGAAACUAACCCACAAAUUACCCACGGAAAGCUACAAUAACAACAAUACUAACCUACAAUAAAUACAAUACCUAACUACAGCUAACUACCUACCUACGAUCUAAUACAUGGUUAAGUAUUGUUGCAAUGCCAAGCGUCGGCUGGAGUGAUGUAAAGCUCGCCGCUAUUGGACUCUGGAGCAGUGGAAACGUGUUCUCUGGAGUGAUGAAUCACGCUUCAACAUCUGGCAGUCCGACGGAAGAAUCUGGGUUUGGUGGAUGCCAGUAGAACGCUACCUGCCCCAAUGCAUCAUGCAAACUGUAAAGUUUGGUAGAGGAGGAAUAAUGGUAUGGGGCUGUUUUUCAUGGUUCGGGCUAGGCCCCUUAGUUCCAGUGAAGGAAAAUCUUAAUGCUACAGCAUACAAUUACAUUCUAGACGAUUCUGUGCUUCCAACUUUGUGGCAACAGUUUGGGGAAGGCCCUUUCCUGUUUCAGCAUGACAAUGCCCCCUUGCACAAAGCGAGGUCCAUACAGAAAAGGUUUGUCGAUCGGUGUACUGUACUUUCAUUGGUUGGAAACAUUGACUUAACUUCCCUUCUGUUCCAAUUCCUCCCUUCAUUCCAGAUCAAGCGUCCGUAUUUCCACGUGAAGCCUUUGGACCGGACCCAGCUGAGGGCCUGGCACUCCUACCUGGAUUGGGAGCUCACCCAGCUGGGAGGGGGGGAUGAAAAGGAGGUGAAGACCGAGACAGAGCCAGAGGCCAUGGAGGGCCAGGAAGAGGAGGAGAAGGAGGAGUCAAAGAGCAGUGGGAUCGUUGCCGGGGGUGACCAGAGGGUACGGAUCCUGUUUGAGCGCUGUCUGAUUGCCUGCGCUCUCUACGAGGAGUUCUGGACCAAGGUAAAGAUGGGCUGCAGGGGUGUGUGGGUCAGUAACGUGUUUGUAUGUCAGUGUAACUAAUGUGUACUGUAUGUAUGUUUCUCAGUAUGUUCAGUACCUGGAACCUCAGAGUCUGGACGAGGCGCGGGGAGUGUUCCGGCGAGCCUGUGAGAUCCACCUGGCCCACAAACACACCAUGCACCUGCAGUGGGCCACCUUCGAGGAGAGGCAUGGUGAGAGAGGAAGACACAUCACAGUGUUCACCUCUUCACUUUGACCUCAAAUGAAACACAGGACACCAUUACCCAGUGUUGUAGCCCACUCACGCCCUCUUCCCCUCCAUCUCCUCCCAGGUGACCUAACAGAGGCGCGGCAUGUGUUGGAGGCUCUGGAAACCUCCGUGCCGGGAUUGGCCAUGGUCCGGCUGCGCAGGGCGGGGCUAGAGAGACGGGCGGGCCGGCUAGACGAAUCAGAAGCUCUGCUCAGGGACGCGGUGGCCCAGGCCAAAGAGACGCCUCACCUCCAUGCGUUCUACUCCAUCAAACUGGCCAGGCUGCUGCUGAAGCUCUGCAAAAACCCCAGCAAGGCCAGGGGAGUCCUGCAGGAGGCGCUGGAGAUUAGCCCGGUGAGAGGAGGGGGGGGUAGAACUCUGAGAGGGGGGUGGGGGGUAGAACUCUGAGAGGGGGGUGGGGGGUAGAACUCUGAGAGGGGGGUGGGGGGUAGAACUCUGAGAGGUGGGGGGGGAGAACUCUGAGGGGAGAAAAGGAUUAAGCAUUGACUGAAAAAGGAAAGGAUCACAUUUAAGAUGAAAUUGGGAUUGAAUAUCAGGGGGAUGGAAAAUAGCCUUGAUCUAAACCACAGCAUAAUUUAUAAUGAUUUGUCUUUCCCUUGUCAAUUUCCCCUAUGUCCUCCAGGAUAACGGGAAGCUGCAUCUGAACCUGCUGGAGCUGGAGGUGUCUGGUGACCCCAGAGGGUCGGCCGAGGGGGUGCAGCAGUGUGUGACGCGGGCGCUGGCCGCACCCCUCUCCCCGCGGACCAAGAUCCUUUUCUCCCAGAGGGGCCUGCAGUACGCUGAGGACUAUGGGACCUCUGUGCGAAGGUAAGGGGUCAUAGGAUUGUUUGUUGUUUUUAGAUACAAUCAGGAACCCAAAGAAAAUUAAACAAGGCAUUUUAUUCUGCCCAUAUUUUAUUUAAUGGUAUGAAAUCAACCAACCAACCAGGAGAAAUGCAAUUUACCAUGUUUUAAAUGACUGUACUGUUUCUGUCCUAUGGCCUGCAGUGUGCUAACAGUCUAUGAUGAGCAUCAGAAGCUGCUGAAAGAGCUUGGCAACAAGAAGAGAGUGGCUGAGAACGGGUGAGAUUAUAGCAUAUCUUUCAAUAUCAUGCAAGGGUUUAUGACCGAUUCAAAUUGUGUGAUGUGGUGACACAAAAAUGUUUGACUUUACCGUAAACUGGAGAAGCAAAGGGAUAAACUGUUAAUGGAUUGGUUAUUGACGCAGUUGUUGUAUUGAUUGAUCUGCAGAGACAGUGAGGACCCAGAGAAGAUGAAUAAAGGAGAAGAUGGCUCUGCUGUUCCCGCUCCACCACAGGCCCCUCCCACAAUGCCCCAUGUUCCCAUGACGACCCCACCUCCACCCAUGAUGGGUGGGGACAUGAGUGCGGCUCAUGCAGGCUACGGAGGAUACGGAAGCUGGUAUCAGGUAUGACAGGGAUUGUUACACUGUACAAACUGAUACAUGAGACCAAACUAGGCUACAUACAGUCUUAUAAGAUCAGUACAUCUUUUGAAAUUUAGCCAGAUAUUAGAGGAGAGACACUAAAGCCCUCAAAUUCAAAUCUGAACAUCGAAGCCAGUUCCACUGCUUUUUUUUAUUUUUAUUCUUCCCCUCUAAUCAGGGACUGAUUUAGACCUGGGACACCAGGUGGGUGCAAUUAUCAGGUAGAACAGAAAACCAGCAGUAGUCCGAACCUCGUAGGGUAAGAUUUGAAUACCCCUGCACUAAAAUGUUGAUCAGAGAUAGGGUGUUCCUUCACUUGCCCUUUUUUUUAAGGUGUUCUUCUCUUUCAGCAACCACAGUAUGGGGGAUACGGAGGCGGCUACCAGCAACCCUGGAACUACAAUCAGGGUUACUACCCUCCCAGCUAAAGGGGAAGAGAAACGCCAUGACACGCCAACAGACAGCAGGGGUUGCCAGAGAUGAUUCAGCAUUGAAGACCCAGUGUUCACCACCACCUCAGUUUAAACUCCAUGG